This is a messenger RNA of Arthroderma uncinatum, 1668 nucleotides long. Its product is annotated as protein kinase subdomain-containing protein. The record is from RefSeq and is a predicted model, not a curated record. The transcript has 3 exons. Gene Ontology annotation, cellular component: mitochondrion. Bases 1 to 1668 code for a protein of 555 amino acids. Lineage: Eukaryota; Fungi; Ascomycota; Eurotiomycetes; Onygenales; Arthrodermataceae.
AUGGCGACCAAAGGUGAUGAAACAGAUCAACACUUGUUCGAGUACACAUCUGGCCGGUGGAUAUAUAACGAGUCGCUCCGCCGUGGUGAGAGAACCCUAGUCUUUAACGUCCAAGAGCUCAAACGCGUUGCCGCUGCCUCGGUCGAUCGGCAUGAGACCGAUAUCAAGAGCUUGAAGAAGCUUGCAGAAGGUGGAUUUAAUCGUGUCUUUGAAAUCACAAUGAAGGACGACGACACCCGGAUUCUCGCCCGACUACCCUAUCCUUCUACCGUCCCCAAACGGCUUGCUGUUGCGAGUGAGGUUGCGACGCUGGACCUGCUCCGCCGCCAUAAUAUCCCGGUGCCCAAGGUCCUUGGUUACUCCGCCGAUUUUGAUAAUUCUGUGGGUGCUGAAUACAUCCUUAUGGAGAACAUCAACGGAGCCCCGAUCGGGGAUUCAUGGUAUACGCUUUCAGACAAGCAACGAUUAAAAGUCCUGAUGGGAUUAGUCCAGCUUGAGGCACAGUUAUUUGCUGUCCAGCUCCCGGCAGCUGGCAGUAUAUAUUAUCGUCAUGAUUUACUCCCAGAAUUUAAGGACGUCGCCGUCAACCUGCCGCAGGGUUCUGGUGUUACUGAAUACCCGGAAUUCUGUGUUGGGCCGGACGUAUCUUUGAAGUGGUGGUAUGCGGAGCGCGCUUUGCUUAGUGACAUCAGUCGUGGGCCCCACUUGGACGCUGCUCAGUGUAUGGAGGCCGUGGCGAAGAAGGAACUGGCAUGGCUGAAGUCGUACGCCAAACCACGCUUUCCCUUUGAACGAGCAUACCGAGAAGCUACGAAUUAUCAAAAAUCGGCCCCGGAAGAAUACAUCAAAACACUUGAGAAGUACCUGAAGAUCGCGCCUUGUCUUGUCCCGAAGGACAAAGGCUUACAGCGGCCGGUCCUGCGCCAUCCCGAUCUCCAACCUAAUAACAUCUUUGUCAACAAGGACUUGGAUAUUGUUGGCCUGAUAGAUUGGCAGUACUGUUCCGCCCUUCCCCUCUUCCUCGCUGCCGGAAUUCCACAAUAUAUUCAGAACUAUGAUGAUGAGGAAUCACUUCGUUUCACCCCACCCAAAUUGCCUGAUAAUCUAGAUGAAAUGAGCCCUGCUAAGCGUUCUGCUGCACUGGAAACAUUUCGAAGACGACACCUACAUUUUUACUAUCUCGGAUUUACGCAACGCUUUAACCCCGAUCAUUUCAACGCUCUUGACUUAGACUCAAGCCGCCUGCUGGAACAGAAAACAUAUUCUCAUGCAGCUUCACCCUGGGAAGGGAAUAAUGCCCAACUGAAAGCGGAUUUGGUACGUAUCAUUCAAAACUGGAAUACUGUUGUUGCUUGCGCAGAGAGUCAACAGGUGGGCAACGACGACUCGUGUACACCUCAAUGCCCUGUGACCUUUGACCCAGUAGAAGCACAGGACGCGCUCCGCAUUGAAGGGCAGUAUGAAGAGAUGGACACCCAGCUCUCUCGGAUUCGAGAUGCGAUUGGAGUAAGUGUCGAUGGUUGGACAUUAAACGAAACGUUUGAAGAUACAGUUGCACGAGCACAAGAAUUCAAAAUGAUGGCAAUUGCCUCCGUCUCAGACAACAAAUUUGAUCAGGAGAUGACUGAGAAGCACUGGCCAUUUGACGACUUUGACGAAAACGAGUAG